This is a messenger RNA of Selaginella moellendorffii, 2289 nucleotides long. RefSeq names its product LRR receptor-like serine/threonine-protein kinase FLS2. Lineage: Eukaryota; Viridiplantae; Streptophyta; Lycopodiopsida; Selaginellales; Selaginellaceae. Gene Ontology annotation, molecular function: protein binding. Bases 1 to 2289 code for a protein of 762 amino acids. The transcript has a single exon. The record is from RefSeq and is a predicted model, not a curated record.
AUGAACGCGGCAAUAUGGUUUUCGCUGCUCCUCUUUUUCUUGGCGACACUGCUUCCAUCGCCAGUCUCUGCGCUCUUACAGGACGAGGUUGCGGUUCUUUUGCAGUUUCGAUCCAAUCUGGAGAGCAACACGACCUGGAUCUUAAGCGACUGGAGCACCAGCCGAGAUCCAAAUCCAUGCGUCUGGAUUGGAGUGGCGUGCGACAGCUCCAGUUCCUCGGUUCAAGGACUGAAUCUCUCCGGUAUGAGCUUGCGCGGACAGCUUUAUCCCAAGCUUUGCAUGCUUCCAAACUUGGAGAGCAUCGACCUGUCGAACAAUAGCUUCAGUGGAGGCUUUCCAAGAGAGUUUCUGGGAUCGUGCAACAAGCUCAGGUACCUCAACUUGAGCUCCAAUCUUUUCUCGGGGCAGCUCCCAGCCGCUGGCUUUGGAAAUCUUAGUCGGUUGUCGAAGCUUGACCUCUCAAACAAUGAGCUCCAAGGGGGAAUCCCGCAGGACGUGAUGACCCUGCCGAGUUUACAGGAACUGGACCUCUCCGGCAACAACCUGACCGGCACAAUUCCCGUGAACAUCACGUCGAAAAACCUGAGAAGAUUGUCACUGGCGAACAACAAGCUGCGUGGAGAAAUACCUGGUGAGAUUUGGAGCUUUGCCAUGCUGCGUGAGCUCCUCCUCUGGAAAAACUCCCUCACUGGACCCAUUCCUCGCAACGUUUCUCGGCUCGUUCAUCUGGAAGGAAUCUACGUCCAAGCCAACAAUCUGAGCGGCGAAAUCCCUGUGGAGCUGGCCAGGCUUCCAAGCUUGAAACGUGUGUGGCUCUUCCAAAACAGCUUUGUUGGCGAGAUCCCGCAAGAGUUUGGCCUCCACUCUGAGCUCGAGGAGUUCGACGUAGCGCUCAAUCGCCUCACCGGACCGCUGCCGCCAAACGUCUGCCGUAGAGACACUCUCAAGUUCUUCAGCGUCAAUGUAAACCAGAUAUCCGGCAGCAUUCCUCCCUCCUUCUCCAACUGUACGCGACUGGAGAUCUUCUACGCCUCUAGUAACCAGCUCGAGGGGCAACUUCCAAGCUCCUUGUUUACGUCAAGCCUCCGCGAUUUCGACAUCUCUGGUAACCGGUUCCAAGGCAGCCUUCCAGCGAGCAUCAACAGCGCCACCUCCCUCGUCUUUCUGACUCUCUCUGGAAACUGGCUCAGCGGCGAGCUCCCUGCCGGAGUUGGAAGCUUGCCAAGCUUGUUGGCCAUCUCGGCUGGUAGUAACAACUUCUCGGGCUCCAUUCCACCAAGCUACUUCAUCACAGUGGUUAUGCUUGAUCUCUCCAAGAACAACUUAAGUGGCAAUGUCGAUCUUGGCAUGAUCACCACCAGCACCAGCCAUCUCGUGUUCCUGGAUCUGAGCCGGAACCAUCUCACGGGGACUUUGCCGGCUCCACUGUGUGGCUUUCUCAACAUGCACGUACUCAGCCUCGCCUGGAACCAUCUCCAAGGCUCCAUUCCACAGUGCUUCGGAAAUUUGUCCUCGCUGCAAAUCCUCGACCUCUCGCACAACAACUUGCAAGGAUCGCUUCCCGAAAGGCUGGAGGGUCUGCGCGGCCUACAAGACGUCUCGAGCCAGGGAAACAGGCUCACUGUGAUCUUCUUUCCCAGAAUCCUGGACUGGAAGGAAAUCUUCACCCAGUGGAUCCAACACUUCGGCAACAGCGUGUAUUUUGACUGGAGGCAGGCCUUCGAGAGCAGCCGAGAGUUUUUCCAGCAGAUGGAGGGCUAUUCCAUUCUCCUCAAUUGGAAAGGAACGUUCCGGAUUGUUGGUGACAUCUACUCCUCCACCACCUCCAUAGAUGUCUCCUCCAACAAUCUCACUGGCACCAUUCCCUCGGAGCUUGGAAAGCUCGCCGGCCUCAGGAACUUGAACCUAUCCUUCAAUAGAUUCAGCGGUAGCAUCCCUGGCGAGCUUGGUCAGCUCCAAAACCUGGAAUCUCUGGACCUCUCGAGCAACCGCCUCCAAGGAGAGAUUCCCUGGUCGCUCACCCAGCUAGGAUUCCUGGGGGGCUUCAAUGCCAGCGGGAACCAUCUGCAAGGACGCAUUCCAGGCGGGAAUGGAUUUAACACCAGAUUUGACCCUUCCAGUUUCGGAUCAAACAACAACCUUUGUGGAUACCCCUUGAUCAAUCGUUGCCGGCAGGAGGAUGGCGGUGGCGCAAUGCCGGCGCCUCGAGAAGAUGAGAAAUUCUCGCGCCGCGUAUUCGCCAUUGCUACUGUUGCCAGCUUCAUACCCGCAUUCUACCUGGCUUUAUAA